UCCACGGAUCCAGCAUCACACCCAUCCAGACUCCAGAGCAAUCAUCUCACGGAACGUUGUUCGUAUAUUUUACUAUUUAUAAUUCCACGUCUCAAACCACUUCACUCAGCGAUCAUUAUGGCUUUCAGGUUCGCAGUAUUCACGUCCGUCCUAGCAGCAGUGGCCUACGGUUCUCCCGUGUACACGCCCUACGCGGCGUCCCCCUACGAGGUCGCCCAGUACUCGCCCGCCCUGUACGCGCCGGUACCGUAUUACGCGGCGGCGGCCAAGUCGUACGACGCAGACUACGACCCGAACCCGUCGUACUCGUACGCGUACGACGUGCACGAUCAGUUGACGGGCGACUCGAAGAGCCAGCACGAGAGCAGACAGGGCGACGUGGUGCACGGAUCGUACAGUCUGGUGGACCCGGACGGUACCAGACGGACUGUCGACUACACGGCGGACCCGCACAACGGUUUUAACGCGGUCGUCACCAAGGAACCGCUGGUCAAGGGUUACGCGGCCGCACCCGCCCGCGCUGCAUAUCCGGUCAAGACGUACGCGCCCGCGCCCGCCGUCUACCCCGCAACCGUCAACGCUUAUGCGCCGAUCUAUCCGGCCGUCAAGGCGUACGCGCCGUCACCGUACCAGACCGCAUACCCGGCUUAUCACUGAGACGGCGUUCACGUGACCGUCACCGCCGCACCACUGACCCACUGAAACAGAUUUACACUGCACCAAACUUUAUCCUAUAGGGGUGCUGCACACGCCACUGGAUAUAGUGAAAAUUAAAUUAUUAUUAUCACUGCGGCGGUGCCGCCUCUAAUUUGAACACAAACAUUUUUUGUUUUAAUCCUAUUUAUUACAACUAUAAUAAUUUAUACAUUUAUAUAAGGUUUUAAGCUUUUUUUUUAGUUUCAUAUUAUGUUCUAUAAUGCAAUGCAAUACCUACCUACACUUAGUUUUUCUUGUUGUUUCUAUAUAAUAAAUAUACAUAUACAUUUAAGACGAACUACAGUAUUAUACUGUUGUACGUUACUAUUUAUAUUUUGUUAAUAAUAUAAUAUAAUACUGUAUUUUUCGUAUAUAAA
Aphis gossypii (cotton aphid) is the source of this 1073-nucleotide messenger RNA. Its product is annotated as larval cuticle protein A2B-like. Gene Ontology annotation, cellular component: extracellular matrix. Lineage: Eukaryota; Metazoa; Arthropoda; Insecta; Hemiptera; Aphididae. The record is from RefSeq and is a predicted model, not a curated record. The transcript is spliced from 2 exons. The coding region runs from base 118 to 657 and encodes 179 amino acids.